AUUUGUUUGUAUUAAUGUCGAUGCCUUUCUAUUGGAAACAGGCACCUUCAUACCUUCAUCUGAGUUAUAGCUACUCGAUGAAAAAGUGAUCCAGAGAAAGUCACAUUUACAGCAACAGCUUUUGCAAGAUUGCAAGCAGACUCUACGCGACUCUCCAGCCAUUGUGCUUGUGCAAUGACAACGCCAACGGCUAACGAGGCCACAGCGUCGGCCGUGGGAAAUUCCAAUAUACCUACCGGAGGCGAGACAACAACCCUGCCCUUCUCGCUGCAAUACCCCAGAGCACUUGGAAAUACCAGCGCCCCGGAAAUUCGAGCGCUGCCUCGGCCAGGAGUGAAGCAAGUAGUCGAAGGCGAUGACAAGGAGGCUUAUAUGGAGAAAAGUGAACUUGUUGAGGAGAUAUCUCCUGUAGAUGGGGGCGAGUCUCAUUAUCCCCCGUCCUGGAAAGUGGCGCUCUUGACUAUCGGCAUCAAUUUUGCCCUGUUCCUGGUGGCUCUGGAUGGCAGUAUCUUAGCUACAGCGAUCCCAGCCAUUACCAAAGAAUUCAACUCGUUUAAUGACGUGGCCUGGUAUGGGUCAUCGUACCUAUUUGCCGUCUCCGCCUUACAGUUGCUUUACGGCAAGUUGUACACAAUGUACUCAGUUAAAUGGGUUUUCCUAGUUGCCGUUUUUGUCUUAGAGAUUGGUUCUCUUGUUGCUGGAGCGGCUCCAAGUUCAAACGCUAUUAUCGUUGGACGUACCAUAUCUGGUGUUGGAGCGGCAGGUGUAUACGUUGGUUGCAUUCUUAUUGUAGCUAACACAGUCUCCUUACAACAAAGACCGAUCUAUGUUGGUAUCCUGGCGAGCGUACACGGACUUGCUAGUGUGGUUGGCCCCAUCUUGGGAGGCGCUUUCUCUGACCAUGUGACUUGGCGCUGGUGUUUCUACAUUAAUCUGCCCGUCGGGGCAGUUACGUUGCUAUUCAUUUUCCUCUUCCUCCCACACUUGACACCCACACCAUCUCGAUCAUGCUUGCCAUGGAAGCAACAAAUCAAACAAUUAGAUUUACCUGGGCUCUUUUUCCUUAUCCCAUGUAUCAUUUCUUUACUAUUUGCGCUGCAAUGGGGUGGUUCAAAAUAUCCAUGGGGUAGUGCUCGUAUCAUCGCCCUGUUCGUCGUUUUCGGCGUAUUGGGUGUCAUCUUUUGGUGUGUAGAGCUUUGGCAGAAAGACUUGGCUACUGUGCCUCCCCGUAUCUUGAGGAACAAGAAUAUUCUCGGCGGCAUAUGGUAUGGUGUAUGGUUAGGUGCUGCUGUCUUCGUCUUCACUUAUUACCUCCCCAUCUGGUUCCAGGCAAUCAAGGGUACGUCAGCUACAGACUCGGGCGUUCGAACCUUACCUAGUAUUCUUGGCCAAGUUAUAUUUGCUCUAGUCGGUGGUGUAUUGGCGUCUGCACUCGGUCAAUUCGUUCCGUUGCUCAUUGUGUCCUCCAUCCUCUCAGCUGUCGGUGCUGGUUUGCUCAGUACUCUGAAGGUCAACUCAACCAUAGGGCACUGGCUUGGGUAUCAGGUGAUUAUGGCGAUUGGUGUGGGGAUUGGCUCCCAGAAUGUCAACCUCAUUGGCCAAGUAGCUGUUCCAUUGGAGGAUAUGGCCAUAGCUACCUCAAUUCUGUCAUUUACGGGAACACUCUCUUCUUCGAUCUUUCUGGCUGUAGCGCAAAGUGUCUUCCAGAAUCAACUUAUUCAUCAUUUAGCUAAGAAAGCCCCCGAAGUCGAUGCGAUCUCUCUUUUUGCUCAGGGUCCAUCUGCCUUAAGGACCAGCGUCACUCCCCAACAACUUCCAGCUACCCUUGCGGCUUAUAACGAAGCAAUCGUACAGACAUUCUACAUUGGUGUUGCUGCCGCCGCUCUAUCUAUUACAGGACCGGCUUUCAUGGAUUGGCUUUCCUUAAAGCAACCACUGCAGCAAAAGUCCACCCUAGGCACAAGUGAGCCAUCAAUUGAUAACGAGGAAUCUAUUUAGGGUUAAUGCUAUAAUGUUAUAUAAGAUAGAGAAUAUAGAAAUUUACUAUAGUAUAAACAGGAAACUGGGUUUAAAACUAAAGCUAAUUAUAUCCGUUAUGGGUAUGUUGAAUC
This is a messenger RNA of Xylaria bambusicola, 2111 nucleotides long. Its product is annotated as MFS general substrate transporter. The record is from RefSeq and is a predicted model, not a curated record. Lineage: Eukaryota; Fungi; Ascomycota; Sordariomycetes; Xylariales; Xylariaceae. The coding region runs from base 175 to 1998 and encodes 607 amino acids. Gene Ontology annotation, molecular function: transmembrane transporter activity. Gene Ontology annotation, biological process: transmembrane transport. The transcript is spliced from 3 exons.